Drosophila sulfurigaster albostrigata is the source of this 1957-nucleotide messenger RNA. RefSeq lists its product as uncharacterized. The record is from RefSeq and is a predicted model, not a curated record. Lineage: Eukaryota; Metazoa; Arthropoda; Insecta; Diptera; Drosophilidae. The coding region runs from base 635 to 1867 and encodes 410 amino acids. The transcript has 4 exons.
AGUUAGUCGCUCGUGUGUGGUGGGUCGGAAAAACAUCGCUAGCUGUGAGAAGUUCUUUUUCACAAUUGUCUCCGAAAAGUCGGAGGUCGGCAAUAAAAAAAGUGGAAGAGCAUUGGCACCGAUAGCCUAUUGACUGUUCUAAGAAAGUGAAAGUUAAUAACGAAAAAAGCAAUGCAAAUUAUAUAAAAUCAUACGACAAAAGCUUGCACAUAUCAAUUAAAGCAUAUGAAUGUAUUUAAAGAGUGCGAAACAAUAAAUGUUCGCAACCAUGUGAACAGAGAACGAGUGCGAGAAAGAGAGAACUCAAUCAGACAUAUGUAUAAUUCAAUAAUUAAAAAGAAUAAACGACAAAUUCAAAGCGACGAGAGACAAGAGCAAACUGCAAAUAACAAACAAGUUAACAAUUAAAUUAAAAUGGUUUCCACAUGUGCUGCUACAAUCGAACGGUACUUUAAUUACUUGUGCUGAUAACUUUCGGUGCGGCUUGAAAGACGAGUGAGGGAGAGAGAGAGUGAGUGAGAGAGGGAGAGGAGAAGAAGAACCGGCCAUCAGACUGGAGGCGUCACUCACACUUAAGCGCAUUUUUGCACGCAAAAUUGCCUACAAAAAGAAAUCGAAAUCUAUUUUAGCGGCCAUGCGAACUAAACAUUUGAUACUAAUAUUAAUCGGUGUGAUAAUCGCAACGAUCGUAUUCAUCGCAUUCGGACCCGCCGGCGAACCGAACGAUUCCUUCAAGCACAUUGUGGUGCAGACGCAUCAACAGUUGAAAGAAUUUCAGGAGAAUUUACGCGUGGGCCACGAACGCAAGAAGCUCGAGUUAGAGCCCAAAUAUCUGCUGCUCUUGGGCUACACAUCGCCACUGGGCAAUGAUGACAGCCAUCUGUCGCCACAUGCAGCACAACACACAAUCAAGCCGGCGCUCGACGAGAGAACGGCGCUGGAGCACGACGAUGGCCUGGCGAUAGCAGCACCCGAUCUGCAGCAGCUGGAACAGCAGAGAAAUCCACGCAAACGCGUCACGACACCGUACAGCGGCAUUAAGUCGAACUUCACCAUCGUGACGUAUGUGCAGGAGGGUCAGGCAGCCUCGGCCAUACUGUUGGCCCAGAAUAUUGCAGCCAAGCUGCCGGGCGAAUAUUUGCUCAUCUACGAUCUGGGCGUAUCCGAGGAGCAGUUGCGUUCAUUGAACGCUUACUGCAAUAGCAGUCGCUGCACUGUGAUCACCUACGAUCUGACGGAGUUUCCGUCGUUUGUCAACGAUCAGCGAACGCACGCGUAUCGCCCGAUUGUGAUCAAGGAUGCACUGCGACGGGCCAGAUCGGUGCUGUUCACCGAAAACUAUAUGCGCAUCCGCGGUGGCUAUCGGGAGCUGCAAACGCUGCAGCGACGUGCCAAUGUCUCCGGCGUCCUUGGCUGGAAUACACCGACAGCGGUCUCGUCGCGAACGCAUCCAAAGAUGUUCGAUUACUUUGAAUCGGAUGCGGAGAACUUCAUAUUCCUGCGUAUGGUUGAUCUCGAUGCGGUCUUCUUUAUGGACAGCACGUUUGUCACCGACAAGAUCAUGUUGCCAUGGCUAAAGUGUUCCCUAACACUGGAAUGCAUCGAUCCAAUUGGUGCCCAAUCGAAUGGAUGUAAAUUUAAUAAGAAACCGCUUUAUCGCUACUCUGGCUGCCAUGGCUAUGAUGCAUCAGCUUUCAAUAUUGUGCUGGGAUUAACGCUCCGCCUGGACGACUCCAAGUACUCGCUGCCCAGCAAUUCGCCGGAGAAUAUGUUCUACAAGGAGACGCUGGAGCAGGCGACUAAGAUAUUGGAGAAUCGUCGAAGGAAUGCCAGCGAAACAUCGGAUCAUCCAUUCACGGAGGACUAAGGGAAUGAUGCAUCGUUCGAUCUUUUUCCAUAUUGGUUAAAACACACACUCAGGAGCCGCUGGAUCAAAGCAAGCAAAUAUUGCUAAAAA